Ruditapes philippinarum (Manila clam) is the source of this 363-nucleotide messenger RNA. RefSeq names its product complement C1q-like protein 4. The transcript has a single exon. Lineage: Eukaryota; Metazoa; Mollusca; Bivalvia; Venerida; Veneridae. Gene Ontology annotation, molecular function: protein binding. Bases 1 to 363 code for a protein of 120 amino acids. The record is from RefSeq and is a predicted model, not a curated record.
AUGUCUUUUACAAAGGUCAUUACAAACGAAGGGAACGCGUUUGAUACAUCGACUGGCAAGUUCACGUGUCCUGUUAGUGGACUCUACUACUUUUCCUUACACAUCGUCAAAAGACGGUCGUCUAGUGUCGGCUAUGCUGGAUGUUACAUUCAUCUGAACGGAUCAAGUAAAGUGUUAGCUCACACAAAUCCACAGGACGGGUCAAAUGGUGCAGACAACGGAAGUUACAAAGCUUCGACGUCGGCGUAUUUAGAAUUGAAGGUUGGAGAUGUGGUGAUGUUAGAUAGUUGCAGCAUUGGUAUAUCCAACCGCGUAGAAUCAUGGACGUCGUUCAGUGGUCAUUUAGAAAACGGAGUUUAUUAA